Messenger RNA from Kockovaella imperatae, 1284 nucleotides. RefSeq names its product ribonuclease H-like domain-containing protein. The record is from RefSeq and is a predicted model, not a curated record. NCBI's taxonomy places the organism in Eukaryota, Fungi, Basidiomycota, Tremellomycetes, Tremellales, Cuniculitremaceae. The transcript is spliced from 7 exons. Gene Ontology annotation, cellular component: nucleus. Bases 390 to 1253 code for a protein of 287 amino acids. Gene Ontology annotation, molecular function: 3'-5' exonuclease activity; nucleic acid binding. Gene Ontology annotation, biological process: ribosomal large subunit assembly; rRNA processing.
GUAUGCAGAGUCUAUUCAUGUCGAGCGCGAUGUCUGCCGAUGCUGGACCUAGUAGCAAUUGGACGAAACUCAAGCUGACGCUCGAUGCUCAAUCUCGAGACAAAGGCAAAGAGAAGGAGACAAGAUUCUACGAGGGAAAGUCGAAGAAAAGAAAGGCACUCAAAGGGGUCGCAGCGUAUGUGCGGGGACCAGCCGAGCCUACGUCAGUCGAGAGGGGGGACGGACAUGUCCCGUAUUUAUUCAUCCACUCGAAAGUCAAGACCUGACGUUCACGACGUAGCGAACCGUCCUCUGGACUUUCCAGAAUAGCAAACAGUUCAAACAUCAAGGCUGAUGUGGUGUUUCAACCUGCUAAAGAAUACAGUCCUCUAGUCGGCGAAUUGAGGGAGAUGAUAGCGGGCACGAAUGUCUUGAACGAGUCGCAACGAGCGCCAGGCAAAUAUAUAGCUGUAGAUUGCGAAAUGGUUGGUUUAGGACACAUGGGAUCUGAGUCGGCUCUCGCGCGAGUCUCUCUGGUCAAUUUCCACGGACAUAUCCUCCUCGAUACGUUUGUUGCGACCCGUGAGACCGUCACAGAUCUUCGGACAUGGGUAUCUGGCGUCAAGGCGUCUGAUCUGAUUGGUGCGCCGACGUUUGAAGAGGUCCAGAAGAUGGUCGCGGGGCUGGUCAGUGGAAAGAUUCUUGUGGGGCACGCAGUUGCAAACGAUCUGAAGGCACUACUACUUGAUCAUCCUGGACCGAUGCUUCGAGAUACGCAGAAGUGCCCAGCACUACGAGAACGAGCAAAAUCAAAAUAUCCCUCUUUACGCAAACUGACAGAGAUGGAACUUGGCGUCAGUAUCCAGAAGGGUUCACAUUCCUCCGUCACGGAUGCUCGAGCUACAAUGGCUCUCUACAGGUUACACAAGACUGCUUGGGAGCAACAACUGCAUCGGAGUACAGAGGCUUGGUUAAUCAAGUCGGCCAAGGAAGGCAAGAGGUCUAGAGCUGGAGAGAGCUCUGGGGCGGGGCAGGCGGAGGCCGUCACAACGCAAGACGAGGAGGACAGUGCGCCGAGCAAGAAACGGCUGAAAGGCGACGGGAACCAAAGUGGCCGUAAAGGAGUGAGCUCAGGAUUAGGCAAGAUCGUCAGGUCAGGUAUAUUACGGGUAGAAGGAAAGGGUGAAAAGAGAAUGGCUCGGGCGCAUGGAGGCAGCACCAAGAGCUCGGACGGAGGCGGAGGAGGAGCAAAGUGGUGGGAGGCGAGCGCAUAAGGUGAACAGUGCCCCAAUUGCUAAACGACUU